ACUGAAAAUGACUCCCAAGAAGACUGCCGCUCCCUUCCUAUGGGUUUCCUUGUGCUUUGGGAAUGUUCUUGAGGCGGUGGUGCUGGGAUCGGCGCUGUAUCCAUCUGAUAACGGGCUCCACUCACAUCUGGAUGCGCGCGGUCCUGCAGGAACCAGCGCGAGCUCCCGGAACGAGUCCACAUCUGUUCAUGUUCCGUCUUACAUGAUCUCUCUGUACAGGACUCUGUCUGAACUGGACCGACGGGCUGGCAACGGCAGCCACCCGCGCUCCAGGAGAUAUGCCAACACGGUCACCAGCUUCAUGGAUCUGGGGCAAGAUGAACCUUCACUUAUGUUCCAGCAGCAGUACACAUUCAACCUGUCUGGUCUCUCCCGACUGGAUGAACUGAUGGAAGUGGAGUUGCGGGUUCUGAGGAAGCCACCGCAAGAUGUCUUAAACUUACUCUCUAAUGGUGGGAACCUGUAUCGUCUACUUCUUCACACCUGCUCGCUCCCAGGAUCUCCUCACCAACCUUUGCUUCUCAGCUCCAGGACCAUUGAUCUUCUAGAUACCUCUUCAGCUACAUGGGAUGUGUUUGAUGUCAGCCCAAGCAUAAAGACCCACCUCAAGCUGCACAGGACUGCAGAAGACACCAGGUUGUUGUGCUUCAGCAUAUCUGCUGUUUCUGAUUCAAAUAACGAGGCUGUGCAUCCUGGGAUGCUGGGUCUGAGCCGUGAGGAUCAGCAGACCCAUGAAAGAGCCUUACUGGUAGCGUUUUCUCAAGCACGGAGGAAGGAGAACCUCUUUAGGGAGAUCCGUGAGAAGAUAAGGGCCAUGAAAAGUCGGAGGUUUCCUAAUCCCAUACCACAGCAUAGUAUCAAAGGUCAUCCGAGGCAUCGGCGGAGGAGAAGGACAGCACUAGCAGGCCGUCCUGGAGUAGGACCUAUUACCAGCGGAGGAAAGGGAGGUGGAAGGCGGAGGACACGCUGCAGCCGGAAACCGCUUCAUGUAAACUUCAAAGAACUUGGUUGGGACGACUGGAUUAUUGCACCGCUGGAUUAUGAAGCAUAUCACUGUGAGGGUUUGUGUGACUUCCCUUUGCGCUCACACCUGGAACCAACCAACCAUGCCAUUAUUCAGACCCUCAUGAACUCCAUGGACCCGGAGUCCACCCCUCCCAGCUGUUGUGUACCCUCAAAACUCAGUCCCAUCAGCAUUCUGUACAUUGACUCGGGGAAUAAUGUGGUUUAUAAACAGUACGAGGACAUGGUGGUGGAGAGUUGUGGGUGCAGGUAGCAAUGUGAGCAAGGGGUGAGCGACCCCUGGACACUAUCCGAAAGCCUCAUGAGCGGAGGCAGAGCACAGCAUUGUGGUCAAGACGAAGCAGUCGGAGCUGGUGUAAAUGUGUGACAACGAGCAUGUGUGUAUGUUCAGAUGGCGAUAAGACAAUGAGUUGUGUUUUAGAAGCAAGUGGAGGACAUGUGUGCAGAGCAGCUCCAAAUUCCCUUUACAACACCAAAUAAACAACUCCUCAAUGGAAAAAUGAGUGAAAACCUGGGCUUUCCAGAAAUUAUUUUACAUCCUGUUAAUGUAAACUCAGUGAUAGAGUGUUGAAGUAUCCUUGCAGCAGCGGUAGAAAUGUUGGCCCUGUUAAACUCUGUCAGAGUCUGGGAAUCUGUCAGCGACAGCACACAACUAUAACUUGUAUAACAGUAAAGGUGCUUUGCAUGACAGUCAGCUUAUAUUCAAGAAGAAAUAGCUCGGAGAAGUUUGUAAUGCCUCUCUGAGGAGUCUAGUGGUCCUAAUCAGAUAUGGCAUUGACUGAGCACUUUUCACUCCAAAGUUUUCCUGGUUAGCAUGACUUCAUUAGCCCCUGUUGGUAGAUGUCGUAACUACAACAUGUCGUAACUCCACCGUGGCUCUUAGUUGAAUUCUAUUCAAAAUAGCACCGGAGUUUUAUGAGUCAACUGAUUGGCACAAAAACUGGGGGCAGGAAUGAGCCCAAGAAUAAAUCUGAGAGAUUUGCAAACACAAUCUUCAGAAUCUCCUGUGUCAUACUCACCAACAGCUUUCGUAUUCCUCCAUGCCGUAUGUUUUUGAAGCUUUAGAGGCUAACCACCAAUCUCAGAUGUUCAAAAGUUCUUAUCAGAUUUCUUAAAACUUCACAACUUUGUUUAGCUCAUCAUUUUCUAUUCUAGAAAUAACCUCUUCACUGCUAAAAUUAAGCUGUUUAAUGAGAAAGAGAAAGGCGUUUUAUGAAAAAUAAAAUGAUGAUGACACCACAUUUGGCUUGGGUCAGAUGAUAAAGCUGCACUAUAGUACAUGAUGUGUGCAAUAUGUGAAAGAUAAAUGACUUCAUUGCAUCGAGUGACCUAAGACCUUUUUUUGUGAAUCGCUCAGUGAAGCCAAAAUCAAAAUGAUUGUUUUGUUUUAUCUCAACACCAGAUUUGGAGAUCUACUUUCAG
Molecule: messenger RNA, 2445 nt
Organism: Danio aesculapii
Lineage: Eukaryota; Metazoa; Chordata; Actinopteri; Cypriniformes; Danionidae
Gene: gdf7
Product: growth differentiation factor 7
Exons: 2
Coding region: 8-1276 (422 amino acids)
Biological process (GO): BMP signaling pathway; SMAD protein signal transduction
Cellular component (GO): extracellular region
Molecular function (GO): cytokine activity; growth factor activity
Source: RefSeq, a predicted model, not a curated record